AUGGCUAAAGUUAUAGUUAAGGGAAGCAUAUUUGAUGAAAAUGUAAAUGUUAAGGAUCAAGAAAUUAUGACCAAAAGGCUAGAAUUUUUAGAGAGCGAAAUGAUUCUGCCACCAAGUAGUAUGAAAGGUGUUAUUGAUAAAACAGCUGCUUUUGUUAAAAAAAAUGGAAGAAUAUUCGAACAGAAAAUAUAUAAAGAAAAAGAAAAACAGUUUGGCUUUAUAAACCCUACGCAUCCUUAUUUUUUUUAUUAUCAAUAUAAGUUACAUGAGUUAUUUCUAGGUGCAGAAGAAAGGAAGAUAAUUCCUAAGGCUAUUAUGGAGAUAAAAAAAAGAGAAGACUUAAAUAAAUCUACUAAUAAUGAACACAUUUUAAAGAUAUGUGAUUUUGUAAAAGAAGACAAUAAAAAAGAGAAAAAUAAAAUUAUCUACUCAAUAGAUGAUCAAGCAGAAGAAGAAGGAAUACAAAACCAAGAAGAAAAAAUAGAAAUAAAGGAAGACAUAUAUACAAUUAUAUCUCCAUUUAUCAGUUCAGUAGAUGUUGAUUUAAUUAAAACAACAGCAUUGUUUGUUGCAAGAAACGGAAAUAAAUUCCUAAAUGAACUUAUAGAAAGAGAAAAAAAUAAUAAUCAGUAUGAUUUUUUAAGAGCAAAUAAUUUGUACUUUAAUUUCUUUUCUAAACUUAUUGACAUCUAUGUAAAGUGCUUACUUCCAAAUACAGAUAUAAUAGAUAAAAUAAAAAAAUAUUCAAACAACAAAAGUGAUAUUCUAAAUUAUUCUUAUAGUAUUUAUAACCAUAAUAUGAAAAAAAAAGAAGAAGAAGAAAGAAAAAUUGAAGAAAAAACAAAAUGUGACACAUUUUAUGAUUGGGUAAGUUUCUCCGUUGUAGAAACAAUUAACUUUGACGAAAAUAUUGAAUAUUUGCCACAGUCAAUCGAUUUUAAUAAUGUCGAAAAUUAUGUAUUAAAUCAAUUAUUCGAUACGGAUAAAAAAUAUACUAAUUUGGAAAAAAUAGAUAAUAUUUAUUAUCACGCGAAUAAUGUAAGUAAAGUAAUAGAUGAAGGAGAAGAUAUGGAAGGAGUGGAAGAAGAAGAUAAACACGAUACAGAUAAAGGGGAAGUAGAGGAAGAAGAAGAUACAGAGAUAACUAAACUAAGAAAUAAAUAUACGCAUGAUGCAGCAGAAGAAUCGAAAGAAAGUUCCUCAGAAAAGGAUGAUAAUAUUAUUACUAGUAAAAAGGAUAUCAAAGAACAACAAAAAGGACACAAACUUGAUAAAUUGGACAAAAAUAAAGAAGAUAAUGAUAAUGAAUCACUGAAUAAGGAAGAAAUUAAAGAUGAUAAUAUUCAAGUUGUUGAUGAUGAUGAUGAAAAUGAAGAAAAAAUUAUUGUCGUAAAGAAUUACGAAAAAUCCAAGAAACAUAGAAUAAAUAAUGAAAAUAUGCAUUUAUGCCCAAUAACAAAUCAACCAAUUGAUAUAAAUGAUAUGACGAAACAUCUGAAAACAUUAUUAUUGGACCCACAGUGGAAAGAACAAAAAGACAAAUUAUAUGAGAGGGCAAAGAAGGAAGCGUCUUUCACACCUCUUGAGGAUAUUGAAGGAAAUUUAUCUCUUUUUGUUAUUAACAGACCAGAUCUUUUUGGAUCUAUUGACGAAGAAAUUAAUGAACAUACAUCAAAUGAAAAUAAAAAAAACACUAAAAAUGCAAACAGUAAUAAAAAUGAAGAUGUCUACAGCUAUAUUCAUAAUAUUUACAACAAAAUUUUGCCAGGACCAUCCAUGGCGCAUUAUCCUCAAAAUGAUGAUAAAGGAAAAAAAGAAGGGAAUAUUCAAAAAAAUAAAAAGCAAAGAAGAAAUUAA
Messenger RNA from Plasmodium malariae, 1857 nucleotides. It is a transcript of the gene SF3A1, whose product is annotated as splicing factor 3A subunit 1, putative. The transcript has a single exon. Gene Ontology annotation, molecular function: RNA binding. The record is from RefSeq and is a predicted model, not a curated record. The coding region runs from base 1 to 1857 and encodes 618 amino acids. Gene Ontology annotation, cellular component: U2-type prespliceosome; catalytic step 2 spliceosome; U2 snRNP. NCBI's taxonomy places the organism in Eukaryota, Apicomplexa, Aconoidasida, Haemosporida, Plasmodiidae. Gene Ontology annotation, biological process: regulation of alternative mRNA splicing, via spliceosome; mRNA cis splicing, via spliceosome.